Xenia sp. Carnegie-2017 is the source of this 750-nucleotide messenger RNA. RefSeq lists its product as uncharacterized. The coding region runs from base 1 to 750 and encodes 249 amino acids. The record is from RefSeq and is a predicted model, not a curated record. Lineage: Eukaryota; Metazoa; Cnidaria; Anthozoa; Malacalcyonacea; Xeniidae. The transcript has 6 exons.
AUGGCAUUGCCGAGAGCUAAAGGAAGGAAUUUUCCAAGGCACCACAUCAACAAGGAUGUGAAUCCAGACAUUCCGAGUAAUUCAGCUGAUCAUCAAGAAAAUCAUGACGAGGGCUUGUCGGAAUCAACUUCAACAGUGCACUCGCACAUCUAUUCAAGCCACAUAAGAACCAUCAACUUGGAUGUAAAUGAAGACAUUGUUCUUAGUACUUCAGCUGAUCAUCAAAAUGAUGAGAACAUUGGACCAGAGAGACAUCUCAAGGACAAUGUUCCAAGGAGUCCCUUGACAGCUAAUGUGAACAAUUCCAAUUGGUUGUCCAAGUUUUGUUUGCCAACAAGAUGGGAACCAGCAGUGGAGGAGGCAUUAAAAAGGCAGGAACUAAAUCAAAAUGAAAAAAAUGCAUUAAACAGGCAAUUAACUUCUUCAAUUUUGGCACAUACUGAAUCGCCAACUGUUCACGAAAGAAAACACAUUGCUCUUAUGUUAAUUCAAAAGUAUCCAUUCUUAAAGGGAUCAUUUGGUUCUGGUCAUCAACUAUGGGCAAACAAAAUAGCAGACCGAGUCCUUAAUCUGCGAAGAAGAGCAUCCCGAGCUCAAAAGCGAAAGCGGCUUGAAGAAGGGGUCCUAAUUCCAAAGGGAAAACCUGGUAGGAAAAGUAAGAAAUCAGCUUGCAAUUCUCUCCCAUCUCUUCCAGAAGGUGAAACAGAAGCAGCUAUUGUAAUUCAACAAAAGCAGUUGGUUGAAAUCUGA